AUGAAAAUCAUUUUUAAGUGUGCCGUCCAACAAUGUUCCGACUAUUUACGGUGUCGAAGUGAUGAGAUUGAAGUACGCUGGAGAUGCGUCGAUGCCAAUCGACCUUUAUUAUCCGACUUUUGCCGAGUCGAACGGCACAUCAGGUCGCUCAAGGCGUUGGUGAUCAGAAGAGAGAGCGACUUUGCCGACUGCAUCGCCACGGAGGCACAUACGGCCGAUGAUUCUGAAAUUGUCGCAGAGGGAAUGUGCUUGUGCACUGGGCAGCUCAAAAUCCCAUCACGCCCUUCAUGUGAAGAUCUCAAGCAUGGUACCACGAGUCGCUGUGAGGAUUUACGGAAGUGUUGCGCUGUCUCUAAAACAUGUGGAGAACAGCAACACUCCACGAAAAUCUCGUCAAUGUUAAUUGCUCAGAAGACAACCGUCGCUACGCUUCUCCAA
This is a messenger RNA of Cooperia oncophora, 438 nucleotides long. NCBI's taxonomy places the organism in Eukaryota, Metazoa, Nematoda, Chromadorea, Rhabditida, Trichostrongylidae. The record is from the annotation of a GenBank genome assembly.